This is a messenger RNA of Nezara viridula (southern green stink bug), 118 nucleotides long. The record is from the annotation of a GenBank genome assembly. Lineage: Eukaryota; Metazoa; Arthropoda; Insecta; Hemiptera; Pentatomidae.
AUGACAAUACAAUCAAAGUAUUCAUCUAUUGGAAUAUUGAUUUUAAAACAAUGCCUAAUUGUAUUUGUUUUAGUUUUUUCUGUAGUUGAGCUACAUGACAAACCUCAGCAAAACUUAA